This is a messenger RNA of Striga hermonthica, 507 nucleotides long. The record is from the annotation of a GenBank genome assembly. Lineage: Eukaryota; Viridiplantae; Streptophyta; Magnoliopsida; Lamiales; Orobanchaceae.
AUGGUCACGAAGGGUUUUGUUCAUUCGAUUUUUGGGAACAUUGUCCGAACGCUUCAUAUGGAGACAGAGGUUAUGACCGAGACGCUGGCCCCAAUCCCCUUGGAUUAUCUCAACUACACCUACAUGAAUCGGUACCUAUCAGCUGGGAAAGCCCUCACUCUAGUGGAUGAAGUUAAGCAUGGAGUGUUUCGAGUUUGGGAGAUGGUGUGUGGGGAUUAUUGUUAUUGGAGGGAAUGGGAAGAUCAGAUUGUGUUGGGAAGUUGGAGGAUGAGGGAAAUUCGAGACGUUUGCCGUUGCGAGGAUAAAUAUUUGGUUUAUAUUCAUCCAGUCGGUUGGUUGCAGCAGAUGGAGGUGUUGGUGUUUAAAGGAUCGUCCAUAAACGAACCUUGCAAGGUUUUCUAUGUUGUUAUUGUUACAGGGGAUAUCGGAUGGAUCCAACCAUCAAGUAACAAGGAAGUUAGGAAGGGUUGGUUGGGGAAUGUUAUACAAUUCUUGGUCCAGUUUUGA